Molecule: messenger RNA, 4146 nt
Organism: Plasmodium vinckei vinckei
Lineage: Eukaryota; Apicomplexa; Aconoidasida; Haemosporida; Plasmodiidae
Product: conserved Plasmodium protein, unknown function
Exons: 1
Coding region: 1-4146 (1381 amino acids)
Source: RefSeq, a predicted model, not a curated record
AUGGUCAGUAAUAAACAUGCCUCCAAAGAGAUUGCCAAUGUUUUUAAAAGGUUUAUAAGAUUUGCCAAAUGGGAUGAAAUUCAAAAAUAUAAAGAAUGUUUGAAAUCUUUGUCAAACCACGAAAAAUGUGUGCGUAUUGAUAUAAAUGGAAAAAAUAAAAAAACAACAAAAUAUUUUUUUGACAAAAAUAAAUAUAUAUAUGUUAAAAAUAAAAAUGAUAUUAAAUUAUUUGAUAAAAAAAAUGACAAACAAAUUCAAAAUACUCUCAAAAAUAUAGAGUUGGGAAAACUCACAACCUGUUCUGAAAAAAAUGAAAACAGGACGGAAAAAAAUACAGACAUAAAUUGUAAUAAUGCAAAGGUUAACAUCACUACGUAUGAUUUAAACACAAAUGGAAUGACAACAAAAAAAGAAAGAGAACUUGAAAGGUCUUUCAAAAAUUUCAAAGACAUAUAUGAUUUAACAAAAGAUGAAAUUAUAUUUAUGAAAUUUAUUGAAAAAAUAAAAAUAAAACAUAUAUUUUCUCUAAUAAAUAAUAUAAGAAAAAAUAUAUAUAUCAAAAAAAAUCAAGAAAAAAAUAUUUUAAAUUGUAUUUAUAAAUAUUUAAGUUAUCAUUGUUAUGCUAUGAGACUUAAUGAGUUUCUUUUUUUUCUUUUUAUAUUUCCACAAAAUAUAAAAUAUUCAAAUAAAGUUAUUUAUUAUUUGUCUAAUAUUAUUAACAAAAACCAAAUAAAUAUGAACACGUUCAUAAAUUUAAUAGAUGAAAUUAAUUUAUUUCACAUUAACGUACAUAUUAAUCAGAUAUAUAUAAAUUACCUAAUUAGAAAUAUACACAAAAUAACUAUUUAUAAUGUUUUUUAUUUACUAACUAAAGGCUCUUAUAUAUUUUUAGUCUUACCUACAAAUGAAAAUUCAUCUACAACUCACUUAAAUAGCCAAAAUCUUUUGUUUAAAAAUAAACUGUUACAAUUAUUAAAUGAACAAACUAGCUAUCCAAAUUUUGAAGAAAUAAAAAUGGAAUAUUUUAAUUUUUUAUCUUAUAAUUCUGAAAACUAUAAUUUUUAUUUACACACUUUUUUUAAUGACAUAUAUAUUAGUUUAUACAAAAAUAUUAUUCUUCAUAAUUUUGAUAAAAUCAUUAAAAAAAACCCAAAAGAUGCCGAUUUUUUAAAACGUAUAAUUGCACUACCCUCAUUCAAUGUUACUAUAAAUCACAUUAACCAGCUAUUAUUAAAUAGUUUAAAUAACAUGAACAUGUCAGAAAAAAACACACAAAAAAAAGAGAUAUAUCAAAAUACUAAAAUAAAAGUAUUCCCUGAUUUUAUUUCACAAAAAGACAACCAAAAUGAUCAUUCAACAAUGGAUACUCAACAAAAAAAUAAUGAUAUAAAAACUGAAAAUACUAUCAAUUUCAAAAAAGAGCCAAACUUAGGAAAUAAAAAAUUAAUUAAAAAUAAUUCCACAACAAUAGAACAUAAUAAUACACACUGGGAUAAAUGCUUAACUAUAAAUAGUUAUACACUAGAACAAAAAAAAAAAAUUAUCCUUUUUUGCUCUCCCUCUGAUAAAAUAAAAAGUUCAAAUUAUAACCAAGUAAAAGAAAAAUAUAAAAUUCCAACAAAAAUAACGGAUAAAAAUAUUAAAAUUUUUCUUAAAUUUUUAAAAAUUACAAACUCACAAAAACAAGAUUAUAUAAACAAUACUAUUUUAAAUAAUCAAAAAAAUAUAUAUAAUACAAUGUUAUCUAUGAAAAAAAUUGCAAAGAAUGAAAAAACAAUAUCGUUUCCAAAAGUAUUUCUUAGUUUUUUUGAACAAUGGGAAUAUAUAAAAAAGGGUUAUCCGAAUAGAACUAACGAAAUACAAAUCAUGCCAUACAAAAACUCGUUUGAAAUUGAAAGUCAAUCUCAUCCCUAUCCCCUCCUUAUGCAAGAUAAAGAGAAAAAAAAAGACAUACAUUCUAUAACAUCAAUACAAACUAAUGCCAAUUGUAGUUCAAAUGAAAUGCCUCUUAUUUCUAAAAAGUCUAAAAUAAAUAAGGGAAAUAUGACCCAAGAAAAAAUAACUUCAAAUCCUUUUCAACACAUUAAGAAGAAAGAAAAUAGUGACUAUUUAUGCCAUAAUGAGGUUGCUAUAAAAGAAAAAAUAGAUGAAUUAAUAAAUAAUGUUUAUUUGAAUCCACAAUUUAAAGAAAAGUUCUAUCAUAAAUCUCAAAUAAAUCAUGUUUCAAAAUUCUUUUUUUAUAUUUGUAAAUCAUAUGAAAUAUAUGUAAAGAAUUCAUGUAAGGAUGUACAAACGAAAGAAUAUAAAUUGUUAAAUGACAAAUUUGAAAUAAUUUUUUAUGAAAUAUUUACUUACCUUUUAAAAUCUUUAAAUCUUAUAAAUAUUUCAAAUCAUUUAUAUUUAUUUAUUUCGCUUUCAAAAUAUAUAAAUCUUAAUGAAUUUAAUUUGAGUCUGAAUAAAGAAAAUAGACAUAUAUUCAAUUUAAAAAGAAAAAAUAAAUUUGUUAAUAUUUUAUAUACAAUCCAUACAAUUCGAAAAUACCAGUAUGAUGACGUUAAAGAUAUAUUGCAAGACAAAGAUAAUGAUAGGUACUUAAUUUUCAAAACUCUUUGUGAUGAAACAAACAAGGAAAGCUUUAAUUUGGGAACAAAUAUAGACAAUGAAAAUAUGUCCAUUAAAGAAAAUCAUAAAAAUCUUCAGAAUGUAAUCCUUGAAAAUUUUGAUAUAGGCAAUGUAUUUUGCUCAAAAAAUAAAAAUAUGAACAGUGCAUGUAAAAGUGUAAAAAUAAAAAAAAAUUAUAAAUUACCUGACUGUUCAUAUAAAAAUGGUACAACUAGCAUGAACAUGAACAUAUCAAGUAUGUUAGAAAAAUCUCCAUUGUUUAGCAGUUUUAAUUAUAUACUAAUAUUUUUGAACAAUUUUUUAGAUUCAAAUAAGUUCAAUCUUAACAGUCUUUUAGUUAUUAUAUUUUAUUUAGAAAAAAUUAUCCCAUCUUCGUUAGUUCAUCUUUAUCAUUUAGAAUCUGGAAUAUAUAAAAACCAUCAAAAAUUUAUUAACAAAUAUUUUUAUAUAUUUAACGGAUUAAAUAAUAGCCAAACAAAAAUUAUUAACAAGUCAUAUGCAAUUCAAAUAAAAAAAAAUUCUAUUCAGCUAGUUAACGAUUGUAUGCAUUCACAAAUUUUAAGACAAAUUUCAGGUCAAAUUUCAGGACAAAUUUCAGGACAAAUUUCAGGUCAAAAGAAAAAUCAGGAAUACAACCAUAGAUGUAACAUAUUUGAUAAUAUUGAAAAUAUAUUCAAAAAAAAAAAAAACAAUAAUUAUUUUUUUUAUUCACCAGAUAAUACAAUAAAAUUCUUUUUUUUAUAUAGCCAAAAUAAAAUAUAUCAUUCAUCUAUAUAUUAUGAUAUAACAAAACAUUUGUACAAAUUUAAUAUAAAUAAUAUAGAUAAUAAUAUAGCUUUUCUUAUUUUUUCAGUUCUAAUUCAAUGCAAACAUAUCUAUAAACCUUUCCUAUUUUCACUUCUUAAUCUUAUUUUAAAUUUAGACCAAAAAAAUUAUCGAAACAAUUUGUACAUUUUAUCUGCAAUCUUAUUAAUGUUAAUAAAUCAGUGUAAAAUAAAAAAUAAAAAUAAACCACACACAAAUUAUAUCUAUAUAAAAUCAAAGUUCUCAAAAAUCAAUUGGAAAUACUUUUUCCCUAUCCAUAUUUUUGUUUCAAAAAAUGUAAAAUUUAUUUCAGAUCAACUUAUCAAAACAUUCGAAUCAAACAUCACAUCUAAUUAUCAUAUAUUUUGUCGAAGUAGAGAAAAAGAAAAUUCCUUAAAUACAAGUAGUCUUGAACCUUCUAUAAUUAAUUUAAAAAAUAUUGAGAUGCUCCUCAAAAAUAAUAUCACCAAAAUGGUGCAACAAUAUAAAGAAUACAUAGAACAAGACCAAAAGAAACAGACAGAAAAAAAUAGCCAAACAAAACAAGUUAAAGAUCCCUUAUCCUUUUUUUAUUAUUUAGAUAAAAAUAUCGAAUCAGAUUUGUUUCUUAUUUGUCAAAAUUUUUUAUCCUAUAAUUUUGUAACUAAUAAUUUUGCAUUACCAAGGGAUUCACUUUAUUAUAAAAUUUUAUCCCAUUUAAAAAAAAAUCAAAAAAAUUAA